Molecule: messenger RNA, 720 nt
Organism: Truncatella angustata
Lineage: Eukaryota; Fungi; Ascomycota; Sordariomycetes; Amphisphaeriales; Sporocadaceae
Exons: 1
Coding region: 1-720 (239 amino acids)
Source: RefSeq, a predicted model, not a curated record
AUGCAGCUGUCACCACACGAGAAGGCACUUCGCCGGACAAGAUCGUCCGCCAGCGCCACAACCUACCACAGUUUCCAUGAUAUCGAGUUAUACGAACCGAUGACGGUGCGCCGCAUGGGACAGAAUGAAUUCAAGCCGACUCCCAUGCAGCGUCAUGAUUCUGGCUAUGCAUCGAUACCUUCUGGAUCAAAAUCGGGUGACUCCCACAGUUCGGGAAGACGAACCUCCACAACGUCUAGCAGCUCAUCGCAUGCACGUCCCCGUACGAGACCAUCCAUUCACCGAGCCGCCAGAUCAACGCCAACUCCUAGGGCGAGCAUAGUUGGCGGUUACUCGGUGCAACGUCCAAGGUCACAACAACAUUCCUCGGCCUACUUUCAAUUCCCGAGCCUCGAGGGACAAUUGACAGUCGACGAGGAUGUGCAUGAGGUUGACGAGCCGCUCUAUCCUCCACCUCCACAAACAACCCACUAUUGGACAAGUGAUCAUACAAGGCGACUCGAAUAUGCUGCCAUCGAUAACGCCAGCCAAGGAGUCAAGGGUUGGAUAUUGAAGUACAUUGUGCCUGACUGCUUCGUACCGAAGCAGAACCGACGACUCGGCUUCGACGACGACGAUGGCAGCGUUCGACGUUAUCGCCUCGAACUCGAUUGUGACGACCAUACGGAAAAGGGGUGCAAGAAAGGCAAGAAGAUGGGAUGGUUGGUGGGUCGCUGCUGA